AUGCCGUUACCAGCCAAUUCUACAAUGGUGUAUAUUCAUGAAACGGAAUCGAAUCGAAGAUUUAUGGUGUCGCUUGAUUUGGAUAGUACACUAAAUGGAAACCGCGAAAAAAUUUCUGAAACAUUCUUGACUACGUGGAAUGAAAAUGUCCUUAAUUACAAUUUGCGUUAUUACAAUUAUUUGGGGGUCAAUAAAGGAGACGUACAAUUGAGAAAUUUGAGAAUUGAUGGAGGAGUCUAUGUGAAGCUAAUCGUAGAUUGGCCGGAAGAUAAAAAACCCGCUUAUAACGAGGAUUCCUCAUCGGAUGGUACAACUGCCGGGACCCCAUCAGAUGGCGACAUGGAUCCUAAUGAGGAAGGAACAACUAAUAAGAAUAGGAAAAGAAAACUGGUGACUUCUGAUGAAGACAAUGAUUUGGUGAGAAAAAGAGCUCGGAGGGACUGUACAGAGGACGUCGAGCAAUUCAAUCAUGAUGCAGGUCAUAUGGUUGUUGGCGCGGCUGUUCAGCUCGAAACCGCGAAUAUUCUGGAAAUUUUCUCUUCGGAUACAAACAAACGUGACGUCAUAUUCGAAGAUUCCCAGACAGUGGCAUUCUACAAAGACUCUUCUCCCGACUCGGUUCAUUAUGUGGUGGUUCCAAAACGACGUGUGAAUAUGCUCCAGAAUGCGGAAAAGACGGAAUUCCUUGGGAAUUUAUUGAUCGUGGCCACAAAAGUGAGGGAAACCCUGAAGUAA
Caenorhabditis remanei is the source of this 735-nucleotide messenger RNA. RefSeq lists its product as uncharacterized. Gene Ontology annotation, molecular function: catalytic activity. The transcript is spliced from 4 exons. Lineage: Eukaryota; Metazoa; Nematoda; Chromadorea; Rhabditida; Rhabditidae. Bases 1 to 735 code for a protein of 244 amino acids. The record is from RefSeq and is a predicted model, not a curated record.